This is a messenger RNA of Caenorhabditis sp. 36 PRJEB53466, 7060 nucleotides long. The record is from the annotation of a GenBank genome assembly. Lineage: Eukaryota; Metazoa; Nematoda; Chromadorea; Rhabditida; Rhabditidae.
AUGUUCAUCCAGAUGAAAGAGUGUAUGCCGAGGAGCACGGAGUCAACGAGCCGCCCGUCGACUUCGCAAGAUCAGCCGGUACUCGUGCCAGAUUUCGAUCUCAAAAAGAACAAGUACAAGGUAAGCGCCUCGCAGUUGUAAUUGUCCAUAAAUUUGUCGGCACACAUUUCACAUUUGUGAAUUCGGUCGUUUGCAGAAUAUUUAUUUCGCCAGUACCGUACUCCAGCAGCUCCGCACUCUCAGAGACAAAGACGUCCUUUGCGAUGUCACAUUGGUGAGAAUUUACGGAAAUUCUGGAAAAGGAAGAAAUUAUUUGAGGUGUGUGGGUGGAAGCGAAUCAAUGCUCAUCGUCUGGUGCUCUCCGCCUGCUCCGGAUACUUUUUGUCAAUGUUUACCUCUCAAAUGUCGGAGUGUUACAUGAGUGAGUCCAGGAAAUAGAGAAAAUCAGACGAAACUAGAUAUCCUUCCAGAAGAAGUGAAUCUUGAGGACAUUGAUCCACUAACACUGGAGUCCCUCGUCGAGUUCUGCUACACGGGAUGCAUUGAGAUCAACGACGUGAACGUGCAGGACAUCCUCCCGGUCGCCUGUCUUCUACAGCUCCAGGACGUCCAGAAUUCAUGCUGCGAAUACCUCCGAAAGCAGUUGGAUCCGUCGAAUUGUCUCGGGAUUCGCGCCUUCGCGGACACGCAUGCUUGCAAAGAACUUCUCAGUUCGGCCGAUGAGUUUGCACUGAAGAACUUUUCGAGCAUCGUCGGAAAGGAAGAAUUCCUUCUGCUGACAGUGGAGAGUCUCACUCAGAUAAUCAAAAGCGACCGCCUGAAUGCGGCGUCCGAAGAGCUCGUGUUCUCCGCAGUCAUUCAAUGGGUCCGGCACGAUAUUCCUACUCGGAAACCGCAUCUUUCCAUGGUGAGCCCUUUCGCUCGCAUCCAUUUUCGCAUUUAUUUUUGCAUUUAAUUUCAGCUCCUCUCCCAUGUCCGUCUUCCCCUGUGCACUCCAAAGUUUCUGGUGAGCGUCGUCAGUGAGGAAAUCCUUGUCAAGUCGGACCCGGCGAGUCGGGACCUCGUGGAUGAAGCCAAGAAUUAUCUGCUGCUGCCGGUGGAACGCCCCAACAUGCAAGGACCGCGGACUAGGCAUCGGAAGCCGUUGCAAGUAGCCGAAUGGCUUUACGCGGUCGGCGGAUGGUGCAGUGGGGACGCGAUUGCCUCGAUCGAACGGAUGGACCCACAACAGACGGGAAACUCGGGCAAUGCGUGGAAGUGCAUGGCUCCGAUGGGCAAAAGAAGGUGCGGAGUCGGAGUGGCAGUGCUCGAGAAUCUGUUGUACGCGGUCGGAGGGCACGACGGACAAUCCUACCUGAACAGCAUCGAGAGGUACGAUCCGAUGACGAACCAAUGGAGCAGCGAUGUUGCCCCAACUGCCACGUGUCGGACGAGUGUCGGAGUAGCGGCAUUCAAUAGAUAUCUGUACGCAGUCGGAGGCCAGGAUGGAGAGAGCUGCCUGGAUGUGGUGGAAAUGUAUGAUCCGAGGAGAAACGAGUGGACAAAGGUGGCCAGCAUGGGGACGAGACGACUCGGAGUGUCGGUCUCAGUGCUCAACGGAUGUUUGUACGCGGUCGGCGGAUCGAACGGAUCCGCCCCGCUCAACACAGUAGAGAGAUACGAUCCCCGGAUCGGUAAGUGGGAUGAGGUUCGUCCGAUGCUCACAAGACGGAAGCACCUCGGAACGGCCGUCUACGACGGAUUCAUUUAUGCGGUCGGCGGAAGGGAUACGGCGACGGAGCUGAACACCGUGGAAAGGUAUAGUGCGGAGAAGAACGAAUGGCAGCCGGUGGUGGCGAUGAACUGCCGGAGAAGCGGCGUCGGAGUGGCAGUCGUCGGAGACAGAUUGUUUGCAAUCGGAGGGUUUGACGGACAGACGUAUUUGAAGUCGGUCGAAGUGUUCGACAAAGAGACAAAUCGCUGGAAGAUGCACUCGCAGAUGUUUUACCGAAGACUGGGCGGAGGUGUUGGAGUCGUGCGGUUGGCGGAUGAUCGGGAGAGCGGAUCGGAAGGAAGACACCGGAGUGACGUAGCAAACUGAGAAAUCAUACUUGACCUUGUCUGUUAAAUUAGCUGUAUAAAGAAUCAAUUAUUCCAAUUUAGAAUUCCUCUGAUGUACGAUUCAUUGGUUCACUCUCACGCCGUCUUUUCAUAAGUUCCAAAGCAUAAUGACACCUGCAAAAUGUUAUGAUUUCACCCGUCGCUUUCAAGGAACGCCGGCCGUAAUGUGUAUUUUACGAGCGGCGAGUUGAAGCAUAUGUGCUGCAAGAGAGCUCUAUUGAGAAGGCAUUGACGCUGUUUAUCGCGUUUGUACACUGGCACCGUGCCAGCUACACAAAUCGAGUCGCUUCGCAGCCAAUUCAAACGAGCGAUUUUUCCUUCGAAAUUCAAAGUUUGUUUACGCUUCAGCACGCGGCGCGCGGACAAACGACCUUGUUAUUGCAUAGAAGCUUUUCUACCGUAAGCACGAGUUGGCUGCGCGACAAUAACUCAUCGCUUUUUGACAGUAGCGGGCGUGUGGCGGCGCUGUCUUUGGAGCAGAGCAAUUAGUAACCGGAGGAGACCAUCUGCCACUCCGCCCGCGCGAUCCAACGAAAUAUAAACUUAUGCCGUCUCUCGCGCGUACUCUUUGUGCUCUGAGAGUAAUUCGGUGCUUGUUGUCAUGGAUAUGCCAGACGCGCAUCUCCUUUAAUAAUGUGUCGGACUCGCCGGGUCUUUUGCUGCGCCCUCUGCUCUGGCAAUUCGAUAUUAAUCUAAUUAGAAAGUUACUGAUCUAAACGCGACCUAAUUAGAUUGGACUGUUUUUUCUUGGCGCAAUCGAGAUUUGAGCCAGCAGACGGUUGGCGUGAAACUUGAUUUGAGCACAUAUCAAUCUAAUUAGAAGAUUUAUUAAUCUAGCUAGACAAUUUAUUAAUCUAAUUAGGUGUCAUAUCAAUCUUAUUAGGCCGCCGUAGAACUCGAGUACACUACGAUUAGAUUAAUAACGAAAUGCCAGAGUGCGCUCAACCGACUGAUAGCGAAAAAUACUGUUGAAAAAAGGUUCGACAUUAGAAUCGGAGUUGGCAGCGAGCCAAGGACACUCCCCCCAAAUAGUUUUCGUUGCAACUGCCGCACGCUAUUUGGAGGCCGUGUCCUUGGCUCGCUGCCAACUCCGAUUCUAAUGUCGAACUUUUUUUUCAACAGUACUCGGUUAACCAGUUUGAAUACUGGUGAACAACUGGUUUUCUUCGGCGAAAAAUCGGCGAGACGAUUUUUUCCGGUUUUUUAAGAGCGCACAUGUGCGUGGCUUCCUUUCUCCGUCUAUCUCACUCUCCUCUUUUACUUCUUCCAUGGGCUUAUGAGAAGGUUUUUUGAAACAAUUUUUAACUAAAAAAGCUUGAAAAUUAGAUGAAAUAUUGCGCCGUUAAAUAAUUUGAAUCUUUGCACAAAAAAAUACUCAUAAUUUCUGGCGGGUAUUCAAACUUUUUAAAGGCGCAUGCAUUUAAAGCGUCGGGUCUCGCAACGAACAUGAUUCAUGAACUGGGAAAAACAUGUUUUCUGGAUUUUUAAUAACCGGGUUUCCGCCUGAUUUGCUUAUCAAACUAGUAUUUUCCACUUGCAACGGUCCGGGCCGCGUCGAAACUUGAAAUUUUCAGGCCUGAUAGGUUCGAACACUUCUGAAGAUUGGCGUGUCCAAACGAGGCGUGUUUUUCAAAUUCAAAACGUUUCACGUUGACUUCAGCGUUGGCUGAUUUUAGGCUGAGCAAGGCAUACGUAAAACCCUUUCUUACCUCUUAUCAGCACUUUUCCGUUCUCACUUCACCUCUAACCACUCAUUCCAUUGCUUCUUUCAGUCGAAUGGAAUCUCUCGAGCAUCAACUACAGAGCGUUGUCCUCUCGGAACAACCGCAAAGCGGCCAGCAAAAGACCGGGCUCGUUGCACUUGCGAAGAAGAAGGAGGCCAACAAAACGCAUGGAACUAAAGUUUUGGUGGACACGAACAUUCGCAGAAUUUGUGGGUUUUUGUGUGCAGGUUCCCGAUCAUUAUAUUAUAAUUUCAGCAAUUCCUGCAAAUCAGCCGAUCUUCAAAUACGCGGUGCAAGUUCUUUUUGUUUAUCGCAAGCCGGACGGCUCUGAAACGGCAGUCGAGAUGUCGAAAUCGACGAAGAAGGGUACGGAGCACGAUAAUGAUAAAGUUCGCUGCCAGAAAGUGUUCAAGAAGGCUGUCGAGCUGUGUCCGGAUUUGCGCGAUGCGGGUUCGCUCUUCUACGAUCGACAGGCCUCCCUGUACUCCUUGAAGCAGCUAAAGGAGAAUAUCGUGUUCACUGUUGUCGAUGGGGUGUCCGAGCGCAAGAACUUCGUCAAAGCGCAGUUCGGCGUCAAAAAAGUGGACGAAUCGUUCCAAUCGACGUCUAAUGACAUCAAGAAUACUGUCAACCCAUGCCCGGCAAACGCUGAUCGUACUCUGCUCGAAGCGCUCAAUAUCAUCGUCAGCAAUCGCGCAUACAACGAGUAUGGACAACUUUCUGAAUUUCUGUCGAAAAAAUUAAUUUCAGCGAUAAUGUCAUCACCAUCGGAGCGUGCGUCCAUUACCUUUACGACACCAAAAAUUUCAAGUAAGUCGUAUUUAAAGAUUGUAUGAUUACUAACUCGUAACUUUCAGGGUUGGUACCGUAUCGUGCCACGAAGGAAACUUGUACUCUGGAGUCGGCGCAUCGAAAGCUGUGAAGACUUUGGAAGGCGAAAAUAAGAAUCUGGGUCUUUAUAUGACAACAGAGAGUGAGAUGGCUGUUUUUUAUUUCGGAUUUUGUAAUGUUUGCUUUCCAGUGAAAACCACUCUGUUCCAUCCGGAUUGGGAGAAUGUUGUCGAUGUCCUGAAGACGUACCGUGGCUUCACUCCUGAUUGGAGCGCUACCUCACAAACCGCUCGCCGAAUCGAAAAAGCUCUCAUUGGACUUGACGUUAUCCUCGAUUACGGACCGCACAAGGGACUGAAAGAAGACGGCGUUGUCAUGAAAAUCCGCGGAUUUUCGUCAUCCGCGCAGGAUACGUUCUUCGAGCACGACGGAAAAAAGGUUUCCGUUGCUCAGUACUUUAAGACUAAGUACCAAAUCACUCUCCGCUAUCCCAAGCUCUUCACUAUUCAAGCGAAGGGAAAGAUGGGAAAGAUCUUCUUGCCGGCCGAGCUUCUCAUUCUCUGUCCGUCUCAAAUCGUUACCAAUGAUCAAAUGAUCAACAAUGAGCAAGCGGAUAUGAUCAAGCUGUCGGCUGCCCAACCACACGCGCGCAAGAAUAUCACCGACACCGUCGUAAAGGCUGUGCGGCUUGUUCCCACUGAUAGAGAGAACGCUACGGAUUUCGUAAAAUUGGAGUCUCCAGUCCAAGUGGAAGGCAUUGUUCUCGCCAAGCCGCAGAUUGUAUUCAACGGGAAUAAACUGGCGGAUCUGAACAACCCAAAGAGCAAAUUUCCUACCGAUUUCGCUCGUGCCGGAACCUACUACAUCCCGAAGAGUCUCGAAAACUGGGAGAUUUGUUUUGUUGAGGGCGAAGAACUUCGGUGAGUCAAACACCUGUUUUUUAACUACGAGUUUUCUUGAUUUCAGUGGAUUGGACGGACAGUUGGUGUCCGAAAUGAGGACCAACGGAAUGCGAGUCCGCGAUCCAGUCACCAGUUUCAUCGUCCGUGGAGAUAUUGAUGUGUGUUUCAAUUGAGUAUAAAAAAUUCGAAAAUGUUUCAGCGCGUCUUCAAAAACGCGAAGGCUGCGAAGAGAGAGCUGGUCUUCUUCGUCAUCAAGGCACGGUAUAAUCUUCAUCAGCAGAUCAAGUCCCUGGAGCAGCAGUACGAUCUGCUGACACAGGAAAUCAAGCUCGAGACUGCGGAGAAGGUGUUCCGUCAACCGCAGACGAGACUCAACAUCGUCAACAAGGUAGGAUUGAAGGUCGACAAACAACGUAAUGGGGUGUGUUUCAGACGAACAUGAAGCUGGGUGGGCUCAAUUUCUUGAUCGGAAGCACUUCGUUCAACAAUCCCGGUCGCUUGAUAAUCGGAUUCGAAACGUCUCAGCGCGGCGGCGGAGGAGGAGGCGGGGAUGUAUGAAUUGAUGCUGUUGACAAAAGUAUUGUUUCUCGAUUUCAGAUGCCGGUUUCCGUUGGCUUCGCCGCCAACAUGCUCGAUCACUUCCAAAAGUUUGCUGGUGGAUACAUAUACGUCAAAAGAGAUCGCGACGUGUGUUCCUACAUUUUUGCUGUUACUCAUGUUUUUUUUUCAGAUUUACGGACCGCUGGUCAAGAACACCGUCGCCACUAUUCUGAAAACUACAAAGAAGAACCGCGGAGCUCCGACAGAUAUCCUCAUCUAUUUCAACGGAGUCAGCGAGGGUCAAUUCUCGAUGGUAGCUCAGAUUUGAUGCGACCUUUUCACCCUUAUUAUUUUCAGAUAAAUGAGCAGUUCUCGAAGAGCGUCAAGGAAGCGUGCACGAUGAUGAGCGCUUCUUACAGACCGAACAUCACGAUUAUUGCUUCGUCGAAAACGCACAACGAAAGAUUGUAUAAGUCCAUUGGGGUUAGUUAAGAGUUAAAAUAAUUUCUACAAUUGGUGUUUUUCAGGGAGGCGUCUCGAACCUGGAACCCGGAACCGUAGUCGACCACACGAUCGUGAACCCGCAUUUCAGCGAGUGGUACCAUGCUUCAGCAGUGGCUCGUCAGGGAACAACGAAGACGACGAAAUUCACGGUGAUUUUCACCACAAACCAGAAUGAGCCACUGUGGAACCUGGAAACUCUGACCAACGAUCUGUGCUAUGAUCAUCAAAUCGUGUUCCACCCGGUCGGCCUUCCAGUCCCGCUCUACAUCGCCGGACGCUACAGCCAGAGAGGAGCCAUGAUCCUCGCAACCAAUGGGUAAACUACUUCUCAGAAGUUAAGUAAAAUCGAUUCUCAUUUUAAGUGUGAUCUACACAAACGGCGUAAUAGAUCUCGAGGCCACCAACAAGCAGCUGGGAUACGGGGACAAAAAAUUGGCAGAAACCCGUUUCAACGCCUAA